UCAGCAUCUACAACAGCCUGCGACGUUUACGGUAGAGGGUGUUUGUGCUAGCAGUCGCGGACGCUGACUCCAGCAUUUAGAUUAAAAAAAAGAAGAAGACGAUGACGAAGCAGCGACCGCGUUAAACAGCUAACUAGCUUGAGCCCGCUGGUGAAGUGCGGUUAUAAAAUAAAGGGAUUAGCAAUGCUGGCCUCGAGCUGUAGCAACACCUAAUAACGGUCGCAGCUAACAGUUUUUACAGUAAACAAAUGCUAUGAUGGAAAACGUUGCAUAGAAGUACUAGUAUUGUGUUCGUCACAGGAUAAGUCGCCCUACUUUCCCCUCCACUGAUGUGAGCGUUGGUGGUAUAGUGGUUAGCAUAGCUGCCUUCCAAGCAGUUGACCCGGGUUCGAUUCCCGGCCAACGCAAAGUCGUUUUUUCACUAAAGUGGCAACUUUUCUGUUCUACUGUUAACAUUUGCAUAUUUAAAAACGUGCUCACCCCAACGGUUUUCAUUUGGUGUCUUAAAACUAGCGUCUGAAAACUUUUUGUGGGGGAAAAGCUUUUUGUGGUAUGAAAACUAAAGUCAUUUAAACACACUGUUAGAAGCUACCCGGAUUUUCAGGCACUAAUGCAGGCACAAUCAGCUGUCUAUGUCCUGUUAAUGGGGACUUUGGCACGACUGUCCUAUCCUCUCAUACUUGCCGUGAUCAAAUUCACUGCUGAAUGAGCUCUGUUAGUACAUGCCGACAUGGGGAGGUAUUUCCACAGCGAGGUGGACAUUAAGAGCCCGUGGCAUCAGGUGCUGGCUGCCUUCUGGCAGCGCUACCCAAACCCAUACAGCACCCAUGUACUCACGGAAGAUGUCCUAUACCGCGAGGUCACCUCCAGCAACCACCUGCUGUCCAGGCGACUGCUGACGAAGACCAACCGCCUGCCGGGCUGGGCGGAGCGGGUCUUCCCCAUGCACAUGGCUCGGGCGGUCUACGUCCUGGAAGAUUCUAUCGUGGACCCUCAGGCCCACACGCUCAUCACCAAGACCUGGAACCUGAACCACAACACGCUGAUGACUGUUGUGGAGCGGUGUCUGUUUGAAGAGAACCAUGGUCGGCCAUCUUGGACCAAAUUGAGGAGGGAGGCCUGGAUCUCCACAGCUGUAUAUGGACUGGGUCGACCCAUACAGUUGGCUAGUGACCAGGGAGAGUCAUCAGAGAAGCAGAAGCCCCUCCCACCACAAGCCACGCCGACCCCCAACCAGAAACCCAAACAGUUUGUCUGAACCUCAGUAGGAACAACAAGCCCACAAUGGCUCGUUUGAAGAGCAGCACUAAAACUGUGGGGCAUCCACUCAUCCUCAGCUCUGAUUGGUGACUCAUUAGCUGAUACUGAUUACUUUUCAAAGUCACCAAUCAGAGCAAUGAACUACAAUAAUUCCCAGGAUUCCUUGGGACUGAUUUAAUCAUCUUAUUAAAGUUUUAGUAAUUUAUUUUUUUUAAGUUUGCAGUUUGUAAUUUGUCAGUUAUGUAAUGUAAACAGGAUAUUAAGUUAAUAAUUUAAGUUUAUGUUGACUUAUUUUUGUUUUUAUAUUUUUAUAUGGAAAUAGUUUUUUUUAUCUUAUUUUGUAGAAUUCUCUGAAUGAUUAUUGUCGUCUUGAAUUUCUUUGGGACCUCCCACAGUAAAUGUCUUAAGAGAUUUUCUAUCAAUAGGAACGGGUUUACAUCAGAUUCAGGUAGUUUAGAAUCAGACUGUUGUAGAAAUGCAUGUUUCAUAGUAUCCAUAUGCCAGUUUGAGUAGAUGUUUGUUUUCUGGUGGUAUGGCUCUGAUCUUAAAAUUCCAAUAGAUUUAUGUUCUGGAUAAUUGGCCAACCCAUUGAGACCAAGGGGAAGGUCAGAGUUGAGUUUUGUUUUGUCUCAUGCUAAAGAGGAUAUUGUGUUUUAGAUGUAGUCUUAUCCGUUUUCCCAUUUUUCCAUUUGGUAGCUCGAAAAAGGGUUGUCAGUAACCUGGUGUAUGUUAAUAUUGCAGCAUGCCAAGCUGCAUUAUGCAAAAUCAACCUCUGGGGCUAACAAAUAAAGCUAAUGUUAAAGCACUGAA
Molecule: messenger RNA, 2070 nt
Organism: Neolamprologus brichardi
Lineage: Eukaryota; Metazoa; Chordata; Actinopteri; Cichliformes; Cichlidae
Source: RefSeq, a predicted model, not a curated record